This is a messenger RNA of Oreochromis niloticus (Nile tilapia), 3134 nucleotides long. RefSeq lists its product as uncharacterized. Lineage: Eukaryota; Metazoa; Chordata; Actinopteri; Cichliformes; Cichlidae. The coding region runs from base 1 to 876 and encodes 291 amino acids. The record is from RefSeq and is a predicted model, not a curated record. The transcript has 3 exons.
AUGAACUGGAUCACAAACGGAACGUUCACCAUUGGAGCUAUCUGCAGUGGAAGCAAAGCCUCAGAUGAUUUCCCCACAGGACGUAGGCACAGCAGUGCAGGGAUCCAGGCGCUUUCGUGGGCUACCGGCACCGCAAAGUCCUUCGAUUCCCAUGAGAACAUUUUUCCGAAUAUCCUGACUCCCGACAGCAUCCCACAGUUCACCAUUCCAAGUCUGUCUGUGCAGACUGGCUUCAGAUCACUGGACAAGGAAAGUAACAAAGAGAGAGAAGGGGGCUCAGAGACGGCACCAGAGUCCUCUGUUUCUUCGGCCUGCGCCACGGUCUCGUCAUCUGCAUCGUUCUCCAGCUUUGCUUUAGUUCGGUCAGAGCGCAAAGCUGAACGGUGUGCUUCAGACCCUUUAACCAAGAGGAGAUCUCUCCUUCAGAGGGAGCCGCACUCUCCUUGCUCCUACAGUGAGACCCAGCAUUGCCUUGACCCCGCAAGCAAAGCCGCUCUCUCCCUGCCGCACUUGACCAAAAUCACCACCCCCUACGGCUUCGUCACCUUAAGCCAGAGCCCCCAGAUGGCGAGCGAGGAGGCACUUCUCUGCCAAGCAGGCCCGCACCGCUUAAACAAAGAUGACAAGAAUUCAUACUGGCUCAGCAAAGCUCCCGGGAAAAGCACAGAAGACAUUAAAGGCGAGUCCUCCCACCUGUCAGGGCCGGAGAAGAGGCUAUCCAAACACUUGGCUGACUCACAGUCUAACAGAGCGCUACAGGCUUCUUCUGCCUCCUCCACCACAGUUUCAUCAUCUCCACCACCAAGGCAACCAGAUGAGAGGCGUAAACCCCGCUUCUACGAGGUCAUAAAGAAACACUUCAUCUCCCGCCAUUAGAAACAUCACUAUAUAUUUGACUAUGUGGUAACAAUGCCAAGAAAAUAUGUUAUGUAUUUAUUUAAAUUUGCAUGUAAAAUAAAAGUUUUUCUCCCGUGUAAAACACUGAAAACUGAUUAAAUUGUACCAGAUUUUGUCACUACUCUGGCAUCACUUUCAAAAUUCGAUUUAGUAUUGAAGCACCUGGUUCUGGUUAACCAAAUUUCAGAACCCUUUGGGACAUUUUUUCAGGUCUUCUGGUAUACCCACCGCACGUCUGGUCAACACUUCCUCUUCUGUCUGCUUGUCAUUGCACACAUUGAAUACUGAGAAUUUUUUUUAAAAGCUUAUCACACCGUCACAAGGUUUCGAGACCGUUUGUCCGUAUACCUGCAUGCAACUAAAACUCAGACAUGAUUGGUUAAUACAACCAGACACAAAGCAGACAGAGAUUAGAAAACCAGAAGUGGUUUGUUUUGCAACGAGUUCAAAGUCUAGAGCUGAGCACAGAGGAAGAUCACCUUUAAGAUUCACUGAGGAUAUUCCCCAUCACCCGUGAGGUUAAGGUUAAUGGAUUCCUCUACCGCUUAAAUGUCAGUCACUCUCAGUUUGCCUGCUCCUAUUCACUUCCUCGCUGAAUACGUAUUUAUGAGCCCUGCGUCCUGCAGCGCUGAAUGCGUCCUUCUGGCAGAUGAACCAAGCGCUUGCUCUUUAGCAUAUGAAGAGACCGCUGGUCGCCUAAUACAUCCUUGGAGCAUGCAUCCUUAACCCUCCCACACACUGAAAUUAAGCAGGUAAAUGUCAUUAUGACCCAGAGUACCCUUAUCUAAGCUGAGGGCGAGGGAAACACAAGGCUGACCCUUGAUAGAUAAAGGUGAUCUAAAUUUAAAAUCACCCGCCGUGCUGUUUCUGUGCAUGAUUUAGGCCGUUCCUCAUGGCGAACAGCGGUUUCAGCUUUAAUGAAAGUAAAACAGGAGGAGAUGAAAGAAAUAAGACAUGCAGAACAUGUGUGUUGAUUAAAAUAAAACACGUUGGAGAGGUUCAUAUCGCAGUCCAUCUCUGAAUGUAUUUUUAUUGUGGUGUCAUUGUAUGUUUCUUAAAUUGGCUGAAUAUUAUUAGUUGAAUUUAUUUAUUUGCUUUAUUUUAACAUGGGCUGACUGUGGAGUUUGCAUGUUGUCCCUGUGCAUGGGUUAAAGUCACCUUAUGCAGAUGCAAGAGAGAUGUUUGUAUUUCCUGUCUCAGAGCGAUGCUGAGAAACACGCAUUCAUUACUUCUAGGCUGAACUAUUCAUUAUUAUCAGGUCAAUCCAAAACACCACCGUGAGUGUACUGACAGGGAAAAGAAAGAGACAUAUAGAAAGACCUGAUGGUACCUUAUUAUCCCAACAGAGCGCUUCGCUCUCAGACUGCUGGUUUACUUGUGGUUUGUGUGACAUUUAAAAACAAAAUGAGAACCUACUCCCAGUUUUGAUUCAAGAGACAGACACCUUCUCUACUUUCAAGAGUCUUUAAACCUUUGUGUUUGAUAAAGCAUAUAUUUAGGGCUGGAUCAGGUGACCCUGAAUUAGAUUUCAUAUGUUGAUUUGCAUGUGAUUGAGUGAAAUACAUAUUCGAUCCCAACGAUUGGCCAUGUGUCCAUGUGGAACACAGAUUACAAUCAAUCGAUUACACAUACUCACAAAGCACACAUGUCCACAGAAUCAGUUUCUUCCAUUGCAAUUUCUCCUGAUUUUAUUUGUAUUUAUUGUUUAUAUUGUAUUUUAAUGUUGAGUAUUGUGUUAAAUUUCUCUGGAUUUUUAGGACAUUUUUUUUCCUAUAUACUAAUGUACAGCACUUUGUUAUUUAUAAACUUGACUUUGAUGGAGUGGUCAAGCCAGUGUCUGGACAUCAGUCCUACGGAAAAUCUGUGGAGGCAGCUGAAGCUUUGAGUUUAAAGCAGCAGCCAGGAAACCUAAAAGAUUCAGAGAGUUUCUCUCAACCCAACCCCCUAAUUGAGUUUCUCUCAAUUAGGUAGAGGAUCAAUAGGGGGUCCAUGACCCUCCUGGGGACACUCCCAUAGGGCUUAAAAUCCGAGACCCUCCACUUAGAAUUGAACAAACUUCUCGGAUGAAACGUCUUUAAGUCCAGACGCUUCUCUUUCCGAGCUCCUUAGACUACAAUGACCUGAAUGACUGAGAACCUUCACAGACAUUUCCCCCACUGUAAGUCUUUAUUUACUUGAGAUUUCUACUUGAAAUGAAGCAUUUCUACUUCAUCAUUGUCUUUAAUUUUGACUCAUCA